UCUAAUUUUAAUCAAAUAAAACUAUUUGGUUCGGGUGCUUUUGGCAAUGUUUAUAAGGUUCAGGAAAAAACUAGCAAUAAACAAUUUGCUAUUAAAAUUAUCAACAACAACAACAAUGAUAAAACUAUUGAAUCAAAAUGUAAAGAGUUUGAACUAUUGUUGAAACUUCGGUCACCAUAUGUUGUCCACUGUUAUAAUGCAUGGUUUGAUUGUACUAAUAGACUAUACAUACAAAUGGAAUUAUGUUCGCAAAAUCUUCAAAAUAUUAUUGCAGUUAAGGGACAGGUAUUUGAUAGACAACCAGAAACACCAAUGGAUUGUAUAGAAUAUUACAUUAGUAGCCAAUUGAUGGUUGAAUUGACGGAAUGUGUUGAAUAUUUGCAUACAAGUCGACCACCGGUUAUUCAUCGGGAUCUUAAACCGUCAAACAUACUGAUCAUUGAUAGGCCAGUAAUUGGCAAUAAAUUUCUAAAAUUAGGUGAUUUUGGUUUAGCUACCGAUCAUAAUCGUAAUGCUGAUCAAAUAUCGGACAGUCAUUCAGUAGGGAAAGGUACUUCCGAAUAUAUGGCCCCUGAAGUCUAUAGACGAAUAUAUAAUGUAAAAUGUGAUAUCUAUAGUUUGGCAAUUAUCUAUCAGGAUAUGUUUGAUAUUGAUAUAGAUGAUUACAAUAACUAUCGAAAUAGUUCAUUAUAUGACUAUGUAGAAAAUUUAUCAAGCUUAAUCAUUUCGAUGAUGUGUCCUGUAUAUUCACAACGACCCAGUUGUACUGAUAUUCUUAACAAGUCUAGCGAUUGGCUAAUCGAUAGAAACUUUAUUGAACAAAAUACAUCAAAUCUAAAACAGACUAUCAAACGAAUUGGUAGGAAACAAUUUUUUGGCAACUAUUUGUUUUAUAAAACAAUGUAA
Oppia nitens is the source of this 906-nucleotide messenger RNA. Its product is annotated as putative mitogen-activated protein kinase kinase kinase 7-like. The record is from RefSeq and is a predicted model, not a curated record. Bases 235 to 906 code for a protein of 223 amino acids. NCBI's taxonomy places the organism in Eukaryota, Metazoa, Arthropoda, Arachnida, Sarcoptiformes, Oppiidae. Gene Ontology annotation, molecular function: ATP binding; protein kinase activity. Gene Ontology annotation, biological process: protein phosphorylation. The transcript is spliced from 3 exons.